Messenger RNA from Trichomonas vaginalis G3, 843 nucleotides. RefSeq names its product methyltransferase, TIGR00027 family protein. Gene Ontology annotation, molecular function: methyltransferase activity. Bases 1 to 843 code for a protein of 280 amino acids. The record is from RefSeq and is a predicted model, not a curated record. Lineage: Eukaryota; Parabasalia; Trichomonadida; Trichomonadidae. Gene Ontology annotation, biological process: methylation. The transcript has a single exon.
AUGCAGAAUACAAAUCAGACUGCACCAAAUAGUUCUGCCGUAAGAACAGCUCUCUGGCGUGGAUUGCAUGGUCUUAUCGACGCAAAACCAUUAGUAAUCGAAGAUUCUGUCGGUCUUCAACUUGCAAAUCCUCAAGAAGGCUGGCAAGAACGUCCAGACAUGAAGUUUACAAAGCCAGUUCGCGGCGCAAUGGUCGGUAGAGCAAGAUUAUUGGAUGAUUACGCAAUUGAAUGCUCCAAGAAAGGAAUUCAUCAAUAUGUUAGCCUUGGCGCUGGCUUAGAUACAUUAGCUCAAAGACUUGGCGAUUCAUUGAAUAUGCAAAUCUUUGAAAUUGAUGAAGAACCUACAUUAACUUGGAAAGAAGGAAGACUGAAAGAGCUCAACCUAUCAAAGGCGUAUCAGCAUUUCGUACCAGUUAACUUCAUCAAGUCAUCUUGGUUCGAUAUUCUCAAGCAGUCCUCAUUCAAAUCAGAUCAGCCCUCUCUUUUGACAUGCGUUGGUGUUACACUUUAUCUCGAUAACAACGCAGUCCACGAAUUACUUAAGAACUCUGCAAACCUUGCAAAAGGCUCUAAAAUUGUUAUCGCAUUUUAUUUACCAAGCGAAGCUCUCACAGGCGAGGAUUUGAAGAUCUUCGAAAUGUCAAAGAGAGGUGCUGCUUCUUCUGGAACACCAUUUAUCAGCUUUUUCAUGCCAAAUGAAAUCAUCGAACUUGCUACAAAGUUUGGACUCCAGAAUCCAACAAUUAUCAACCGCAAUGAUAUGAUUGAAAAGUAUUUCAAGGACAGACCAGAUCAAUUAAUUCCAACUGAUGGAGAAUUCUUCUUGGUUGCAGAUGUCUAA